Rosa chinensis is the source of this 675-nucleotide messenger RNA. RefSeq lists its product as uncharacterized. The record is from RefSeq and is a predicted model, not a curated record. Lineage: Eukaryota; Viridiplantae; Streptophyta; Magnoliopsida; Rosales; Rosaceae. The coding region runs from base 1 to 633 and encodes 210 amino acids. The transcript has 5 exons.
AUGAGUUCAUUCCGUGAUAUUUAUUCUAAUGCAAGAUUAAAUGUCAGGAUGAGUUACUUUAUUGAUAGUGGAAGUGACCAUGAAGAAAACACUGGGUAUGACGACAAAAAUAUUGGGUAUGACGAUAGUGAGACACAAGAUAUCGGCGGUAUGUUUCAACAGCAAAGGAUGGUGACCAUCAACAAGGGGAACUGGUCUCAAAAGAUAAUGAAUCAGUCAACAGGGACACGAACCUAUGCUAGUUUGGCUCAUGAAUAUGAACUUCUGCAUGGUAAAGAGCCAAAUAGAUGGGAAUUGUUCAAAUUAACAUACCGAAAGGUAGGAACUCAAGAGCCAAUUGAUGCAGCAAGUGCAAAAGCAAUUGAGAAUUUUGAAGUGGCCGAACAAAAGAGGCUAAGCAUGAAUGUUGACAUCACUGCUCCAGAAAUCCGUAAAGAGAUGUAUGCUGAGGUUCUUGGUAAGGAGAAGGGAAAUCGAGUAAGGGGUCUUGGAGCUGGGGUUACUUGGGAUGAAGUUCCUGGAAUUCAUGUGGAAGAGCGAGGUGUUUCAAAGGAAGUGCAACUCUUGCGAGUGCGAUUAGAAUCACAAACCAAAGAGGCACAAGAGAGGCUGGGAAGCACGUCUGAUGGAUGAAUUACAAAGGAAAAUGGCCGAACAAACAAAAAAAAUGGAAGA